ACCAAACAUACAUAUAUAUGUAUGUUUGGUACAAUUUACUAUGUAUUAAUUAAUCUCAUUUAUCACUAAUAGGAAAGAAAAUAACAUUAAAAGAUCUUCAUAAUUUAGCAUCUAAGGAGAAAGGUUCCACAGAUAUAGAGUCUUUACUUGGAGUUUUUAAAAAUUGUGAUGGUGCGGAUGUGGACAUAAAAUGCGAUAAUAGUGGAGUCAUUCAAUCAAUAUUUUUCCAAGAUGCAGAAAUGAAAAGAUUUUUUUCAUUGUAUCCAGAGCUAAUUUUGAUGGAUGCAACCUACAAAUUAACAAAUUUACGCAUGCCAUUAUAUAUUAUGCUGGCUGUAGGACCGAAUGGUGAAAGUGAAAUAGUAACAAUUUUUGUAACUGCAUCCGAGGAUUCAGUAACACUAAGUGAAGUGCUGGAAACAUUUAAAUCAAGAAAUGAAAAAUGGACUAAAAUUGUCACUAUUUUCACAGAUAAAGACAUGGCAGAAAGAGACUCUAUAAGAACAACUUUUCCAAAUGCAGUUUUAUUACUAUGCCUAUUUCAUGUUCUACGAGCAAUGAGUCGAGAAGUUACUGUUUUGAAAAUGGGAAUUUCAGAAAGCCAGCGAAUACAUGCAUUAAAAUCUCUACAAAAAAUGGCUUAUGCCUCAUCUGAAAUAGACUUUGAAAAACAGAGAGAUGAUUUUGUUGCCAAAAUGCCACAGAGUGUUGUUCGUUAUUUUGAAAAUAACUGGAACAAUUGCAUAACUGAAUGGGUGUAUUGUUGGCAACAGCAGAAUUUAACUUUUGGACAGCGAACUACAAAUAGGUUAGAGUCUGUGAACAGAAGAAUCAAAGCUGUCCUAAAUUUACUUAACCCUCUUCCUCUUUUUUUCAAAGACCUUAUUACUGUAAUUGAUUGCAUGCGAAAAGAAAGAGAUCAUACAUUUAUCACUGCUGGCGAGCGUAUCUCUGUGCAUGCUGUUUUACAAAAUGAUGUUCUAAAAGAAUUUUCUCAAAUAUUAACACCUUAUGCACAAAUGUUUGUAGCAAGUCAAUUCGAAGAAGCAAUAGGUUUAAACCCUGUUGAAGAAAAUGAACAUCCAACCUUAGAAAUAUUAGGUCAUAAGGUGUUGAUAAGCGAGCAAAAGUGUCAAUGUAUAUUUUUUAAAUCAAUGGCAUUACCAUGUAAACAUAUGUUUGUUGCAAGGUGAGUGAAACAUUUGCCACUAUUUUCAUAUGAUGGCAUUGGUGUGAGAUGGCUUAAGGCUCAUUCUAUUGAAAACCAUAGACUUUUCCAACACCAAAAUGAAAACCUUAGUCAUCUGGGAUUAGGUGUUGUUAAGGAAAGACCAUUGACACAAUCUGAAAAAUUUAAAAAAGCAUAUCGUCUUUCGCAGCGUUUAGCCCAACUAGUCUCAGAAAGUAACAAUAAUGAAUUUGAAAUCAGGUUAAAUGUUCUACAAAAUCUAGCUAAAGUUUGGGAGGAAAAUAAAAGCAUAGAUGUGUCAAUCCUGGAAUCACCUGUGGAUUUUUUAAUAGAAACUAAUUUGAAUCACCCUGCUGAAAAAGGUAAGAAGAUAUUAUGUGAUGAUACUGGUAAAGAGAUGUUAUGUGAUGGUAUAAAAACUUUAUAUCCUCAAAACUCAUCAAAUAGUAUUGAU
Messenger RNA from Hydra vulgaris (swiftwater hydra), 1643 nucleotides. RefSeq lists its product as uncharacterized. The record is from RefSeq and is a predicted model, not a curated record. NCBI's taxonomy places the organism in Eukaryota, Metazoa, Cnidaria, Hydrozoa, Anthoathecata, Hydridae.